AUGACAAACUUGGAGAAUCGAAGGAUUUCGAUUAAAGACAAUCAAAUUGAUGGAUUGCGGUGUAAAGCCAGAUGCUAUGACUACUUGCAUUCCACGAGAUCGAUCCCGAGAAAUUGGACCGAGAUCUCAAAAGACGAUGAGAGCGAUUUCGAUUGUGAUUUCGUGCACACAGAAUGUCGAGAUGUUGAUGGGGAAAUCGUGGACAGCUUUGUGCAUAUGCAGAUUGUGGAAACGGGGAAAAGCACCGUUCCCAAAGUCUCUUCACCACCAAACGCAACGAUGCCCGAUGUGUAUUUGUUUGUGCUCGACUCGGUCGCUUCCACGCAAGCAAGAAGAAGUCUUCCGAGAACUCUGAGCUUUUUGGAAACUCAAAUGGGCGGAAUGCAUAUGCAUCAUUUGAAUAAAGUUGGGGAGAACUCUCGCCCAAAUGGUUUCGCCAUGUUGCUUGGUAAACGUAUCAAAUACUUGCGUAGAGAGGCGAUGGGCGGUGUUGAUCUCGAGCCAGUGCAUAAUAUGACUCACGUUUGCAAAUCUUAUCAUGACAACGAUUUCGUGAUCUUUAAAGAAUUCGAGAAGAUUGGCUAUCGAACACUGUUCAGUGAUGAUUACGGAGCGGGCAGCGUUUUCACGUAUCCCGAUUGUUUCGGUUUCGAGAAACAGGAGGCAAAUCAUAUGUAUAGUACUUUGACAUUCAUUGGAAGAACGAACGAACAACUGCGAAAAUUCAUGGGAAGAGGCAAUUGCUUUGAAAGGUAUUCGAUGCAAUUGAAAUUCAUUGAGAACUUCAUUCACAGUUAUCCAGGCAAAAACAAAUUUGUAACGAAUUGGGUCAGCGAGAUCGGGCAUGAUGAUCCGAAUUUGCUCUUUCAUUCGGAUGCAACGUAUGAGCAAUUCUUUCGUUCAAACCAAGAAAAAUUGGAAAACGCUUUCAUUUUCUUCGCAGCCGAUCACGGACCUCGAUAUGGAUCGCUUGUCUACACUACGCUCGGGAAACGGGAGCUGAAAAACCCGCUUCUGCACAUCACCGUCCCAAAAUGGUUGCGAAGCAAUGAACAGUUAAUGUCGAAUCUCCGAGAAAACUCAUUAAAACUCCUCACUCAAUACGAUGUUUUCGCCACACUUCUCGAUAUUUUGAAGUACUCACCCCAAUCGAAUUACACUGAUUUCUCGUUUAUUCCAAUGGACGAAUCGAAAAUCAACAAUGGCACCUCAAUUCUGCGUCCACUUGGCCCUUUCUCACAUCGAAAUUGUCGAAAUGUGCCCGUUGAUGCAUCGUAUUGUUUAUGUGAAUAUCGAAAGGAGAAAAUUGAAGAUGAAGAAGUUGGUCAUAGAAUGGCACAAUUUGUGAUCGAUGAGAUCAACGAGAUUUUCGUUGAGUUUAAUGUGACAAAACUUUGCACGCCGUUGACGUUGGAGAAAGUUGAAAAGGGUUUC
Molecule: messenger RNA, 1434 nt
Organism: Mesorhabditis belari
Lineage: Eukaryota; Metazoa; Nematoda; Chromadorea; Rhabditida; Rhabditidae
Source: the annotation of a GenBank genome assembly